AUGACGAGCACAUAUGUUUCCAACAACGCGACGUCGUCGUUGACCUCGGUAUCCGUGACGCCAACGCCAGCACCAACAUCAACUGAGUCACAGAGUGUGCUUACAACGUGGCCAUCAACGACGUAUACCGUCCCAUUGACAUCAUGGGGGAACACACCGAAUGGGUUCUCCGACUUCAACCUAGGAGAUAAAAUCUUGCAGCUCGUCACUAGUGGUUCCAAUGGCGAGAGAAUUGUCCGUGGCUUCCUAAUGGGUGUGGCACUUGGUAUCAUUCUGGGCGGAGCUCUCUGCUGCUGGGUUCCGUGUUUUGGGCGAGCCAGACAAGAGCGGCGAGCAAGGAGGAGACAGCAAAGAGAGCAGGCUGAACAACAAGCUAGAGAGCAGGAACAACAGCAACAUGUUCCCCGGACAGGACAAGAGAUUGCCACAGAGCCCGUCGAGGGUCAGCAAGGGCCGCCAGAAAGUCAGCCCAACAACAAUAGCAAUAUCAGCAACAACAAUAGCAAUAUCAGCAACAACAACACACCGGCUAUGGAGAGAAGUUAUGUACGUCUGCGGUGGGAUCGAAUGCGACGGCGGCAUCGAUAA
Molecule: messenger RNA, 588 nt
Organism: Pochonia chlamydosporia 170
Lineage: Eukaryota; Fungi; Ascomycota; Sordariomycetes; Hypocreales; Clavicipitaceae
Product: FAM176 family domain-containing protein
Exons: 1
Coding region: 1-588 (195 amino acids)
Source: RefSeq, a predicted model, not a curated record